Coniosporium apollinis CBS 100218 is the source of this 1020-nucleotide messenger RNA. RefSeq lists its product as uncharacterized. Lineage: Eukaryota; Fungi; Ascomycota; Dothideomycetes. The transcript is spliced from 3 exons. Gene Ontology annotation, biological process: sphingolipid biosynthetic process. Gene Ontology annotation, molecular function: 3-dehydrosphinganine reductase activity. The record is from RefSeq and is a predicted model, not a curated record. Gene Ontology annotation, cellular component: endoplasmic reticulum membrane. The coding region runs from base 1 to 1020 and encodes 339 amino acids.
AUGGGUUUCUUUUCGAAGGGAAAUCACUUCCCCGUGGACAGCAGGACCGUGGUGGUUACGGGUGGGUCGCAGGGAAUGGGUAGAGGGCUGGCAAAGGUUCUGGCAAAGAAGGGCGCGAAUGUAGUGAUUGUGGCGCGCGAUGUCAGGAAGCUACAAGCGGCAGUUGAGUACAUAUCUGCCGCGGCUGCAAGUCCACAAACACAGCGCUUCCACUAUAUCAGCGCUGAUCUCACCAAUCCCUCCGAAAGCGUUCGCAUGCUCGAGGAGGUAACGGCCUGGAAUAAUGGCCAACUCCCUGAUGUCGUAUGGGCGAACGCCGGAACUGCUCGCCCCGGCCUCUUCGUAGAUAUACCGAUCGAGACACUCCGCGCCCAGAUGGACGCCAACUAUUGGACUGCAACCUACCUGGCGCACGCGACCUUGAACUGCUGGCUGAAGCCCGCAUCUGCCUUUCCAGCGGCCGAGAGACCUACCACAGCACUGCCACGGCACUUCAUCAUCACGUCGUCCUCGCUCGCCUUCUGCGGUAUCGCAGGCUACAGCGCUUACAGCCCAGCGAAAGCGGCGUUGCGCUCGCUAUCUGACUCGUUGCGUUCAGAACUCAAUCUCUAUGCCGGUGCUCGGCGCGCCAAAUCUGGCUCUGCUGCGACUGCACCGCCCGCAGACAUUAAGAUCCACUCCGUUUUUCCGGGCACCAUACUCUCGCCUGGCCAUGCAGCUGAGGAACAGACGAAACACCCUGUGACAAGGGUACUGGAGGAAGGUGAUCCUGCGCAGACGGAAGACGAGGUCGCCACGGUGGCUGUCAGGGAGCUCGAAAAGGGCAGAUAUCUGAUCUCUACCCAGUUCUUGGGUAGCGCGAUGAGGGCAAGCGCGCUGCAGGGUAGUCCGAGGAACAACUGGUUCGUAGAUACUGUGUUCAGCUGGGGGACCAGUAUUGCUUGGCUGUUCAUAGGCCCAGACAUGGAGGGCAAGGUGUAUAAAUGGGGAAAGGAGAAUGGGAUGCCCAACGCUCAAUGA